AUGGAGCCAGCUGUUAGUCAACCGGAGGAGGCUACAGUAGAGCAACCGUUGGUGUCAGCUGAGAAUGUGAGGCCACAGUCGGUUCAACAGGAACAGAUCACAGCUGGUAACAUAGCAACAGAAGAGAACACAGUAACAGAAGAGAACAUAGUAACAGAAGAGAACAUAGUUACAGAAGAUAACAUAGCAACAGAAGAGGACAUAGUAACAAAAGCGGACAUAGUAACAGAAGAGAACAUAGUAACAGAAGAGAACAUAGUAACAGAAAAGAACAUAGUAACAGAAGAGAACAUAGUAACAGAAGAGAACAUAGUAACAGAAGAGAAUAUAGUAACAGAAGAUAACAUAGUAACAGAAGAGAACAUAGUUACAGAAGAGAACAUAGUAACAGAAGAUAACAUAGUUACAGAAGAGAAUAUAAUAACAGAAGAUAACAUAGUAACAGAAGAGAACAUAGUAACAGAAGAGAACAUAGUAACAGAAGAGAACAUAGGAACAGAAUAUAACAUAGCAACAGAAGGGAAUAUAGUAACAGAAGAGAACAUAGUAACAGAAGAUGACAUAGUAACAGAAGAUAACAGUAACAGAAGAGUACAUAGUAACAGAAGAGGACAUAGUAACAGAAGAUAA
This is a messenger RNA of Pecten maximus, 630 nucleotides long. RefSeq lists its product as uncharacterized. Bases 1 to 630 code for a protein of 209 amino acids. The record is from RefSeq and is a predicted model, not a curated record. NCBI's taxonomy places the organism in Eukaryota, Metazoa, Mollusca, Bivalvia, Pectinida, Pectinidae. The transcript has 2 exons.